This is a messenger RNA of Elephantulus edwardii (Cape elephant shrew), 4476 nucleotides long. RefSeq names its product Vpr (HIV-1) binding protein (gene DCAF1). The transcript is spliced from 23 exons. Gene Ontology annotation, cellular component: nucleus; Cul4-RING E3 ubiquitin ligase complex. The record is from RefSeq and is a predicted model, not a curated record. Gene Ontology annotation, molecular function: nuclear estrogen receptor binding; histone H2AT120 kinase activity. NCBI's taxonomy places the organism in Eukaryota, Metazoa, Chordata, Mammalia, Macroscelidea, Macroscelididae. The coding region runs from base 4 to 4476 and encodes 1490 amino acids. Gene Ontology annotation, biological process: protein ubiquitination.
GCCAUGACUACAGUAGUGGUACAUGUGGACUCCAAAGCUGAGCUCACUACCCUGCUGGAGCAGUGGGAAAAAGAACAUGGCAGUGGGCAGGACAUGGUCCCUAUCCUAACCAGGAUGUCGGAAUUGAUUGAAAAAGAAACUGAGGAAUAUCGUAAGGGAGAUCCAGACCCAUUUGAUGAUCGACAUCCUGGUCGAGCUGAUCCAGAGUGUAUGCUGGGCCACUUGCUACGAAUACUCUUCAAGAAUGAUGAUUUCAUGAAUGCAUUGGUGAAUGCGUAUGUGAUGACAAGCCGAGAGCCCCCUUUAAACACUGCAGCUUGUAGACUCCUACUGGACAUCAUGCCAGGGCUGGAAACUGCUGUUGUCUUUCAAGAAAAGGAAGGAAUAGUUGAAAAUCUUUUCAAAUGGGCACGAGAGGCUGAUCAGCCAUUGAGGACAUACUCUACUGGUCUGUUAGGAGGUGCUAUGGAAAAUCAAGACAUUGCUGCCAAUUACAGAGAUGAAAAUUCACAGCUGGUGGCAAUAGUACUUCGAAGACUUAGGGAGCUGCAGCUUCAGGAAGUGGCUUUGCGGCAAGAAAACAAGCGUCCCAGCCCACGAAAGCUAUCAUCUGAACCCCUUUUGCCUCUGGAUGAGGAAGCUGUGGAUAUGGACUACGGAGACAUGGCAGUAGAUUUAGUAGAUGGUGAACACGAGGAAGCCUCUGGGGACAUGGAAAUCUCUUUUCAUCUUGAUUCAAGCCACAAGACCAGUAGCAGAGUAAACUCAGCAACCAAACCUGAGGAAGGUUUGAGGAAAAACAAGUCAGCAAAACAGGGAGACAGAGAUAGUUUUAGAAAAGCCAAGCAGAAGUUGGGUUUCUCUUCUUCUGAUCCAGAUCGCAUGUUUGUUGAGUUGUCUAAUAGCAGCUGGUCAGAAAUGUCGCCCUGGGUAAUUGGCACCAAUUACACUCUGUACCCCAUGACUCCUGCUAUUGAGCAGCGACUUAUUCUCCAAUAUUUGACCCCUCUAGGAGAAUACCAGGAGUUGCUUCCCAUUUUCAUGCAACUUGGAUCACGAGAGUUGAUGAUGUUCUAUAUUGAUCUGAAACAGACUAAUGAUGUCCUCCUUACAUUUGAGGCACUAAAGCAUCUAGCAUCUCUACUGCUCCAUAACAAGUUUGCCACAGAAUUUGUUGCUCAUGGUGGAGUACAGAAGUUACUGGAAAUUCCUCGUCCUUCUAUGGCUGCAACUGGUGUAUCCAUGUGCUUGUAUUACCUGUCCUAUAACCAAGAUGCCAUGGAAAGAGUUUGCAUGCAUCCCCACAACGUUUUGUCUGACGUGGUGAACUAUACCCUGUGGUUAAUGGAGUGCUCUCAUGCCUCAGGAUGCUGCCAUGCUACCAUGUUUUUCUCAAUUUGCUUCUCUUUUCGGGCUGUCUUGGAGCUCUUUGACCGCUAUGAUGGUCUUCGUCGUCUGGUGAACUUGAUCAGUACUUUGGAGAUUUUAAAUUUAGAAGAUCAGGGUGCCCUUCUGAGUGAUGAUGAAAUAUUUGCCAGCCGUCAGACCGGGAAACAUACUUGCAUGGCCUUACGAAAAUACUUUGAGGCUCACCUGGCUAUUAAAUUGGAGCAAGUGAAGCAGUCACUUCAGAGGACUGAAGGUGGUAUUCUUGUCCAUCCACAACCCCCCUAUAAGGCAUGUUCAUAUACUCAUGAGCAAAUUGUGGAAAUGAUGGAGUUUUUGAUAGAAUAUGGCCCAGCACAACUCUAUUGGGAACCAGCUGAAGUCUUUCUCAAACUUUCUUGUGUGCAACUCUUGUUGCAGCUAAUUUCUAUUGCCUGCAAUUGGAAGACCUAUUAUGCAAGGAAUGACACUGUGCGGUUUGCUUUGGAUGUCCUGGCUAUUCUCACGGUAGUUCCAAAAAUCCAGCUCCAGUUGGCAGAAUCCGUGGAUGUGCUGGAUGAGGCAGGCUCCACGGUCUCCACUGUUGGUAUCAGCAUUAUUCUGGGAGUAGCUGAGGGUGAAUUUUUUAUCCAUGAUGCUGAAAUUCAGAAGUCAGCUCUUCAGAUUAUCAUCAAUUGUGUAUGUGGCCCAGAUAACCGAAUCUCUAGUAUUGGCAAGUUUAUCUCUGGAACUCCUCGACGAAAGAUGCCUCAGACCCCUAAGAGCAGCGAACACACAUUGGCGAAGAUGUGGAAUGUGGUCCAGUCAAACAAUGGCAUCAAGGUGCUCCUCUCCUUACUGUCCAUCAAGAUGCCCAUCACAGAUGCAGACCAGAUCCGGGCCCUGGCCUGUAAGGCCUUGGUAGGACUGUCUCGCAGUAGCACUGUUCGGCAGAUCAUCAGCAAACUGCCUCUUUUCAGCAGCUGCCAGAUCCAGCAGCUGAUGAAGGAGCCUGUGCUGCAGGACAAGCGCAGUGACCAUGUCAAGUUCUGCAAGUAUGCCGCUGAGCUCAUAGAACGAGUGUCAGGAAAGCCACUUCUUAUUGGCACUGAUGUGUCCCUGGCACGACUGCAGAAAGCAGAUGUUGUUGCUCAGUCAAGGAUCUCCUUCCCUGAAAAGGAGCUUCUUCUGUUGAUACGAAACCAUCUUAUUUCCAAAGGGCUUGGAGAGACAGCAACUGUGCUGACGAAAGAGGCAGACCUGCCUAUGACUGCUGCCUCCCAUUCCUCUGCCUUCACCCCAGUCACUGCUGCUGCUUCUCCUGUCUCUCUUCCCCGAACUCCUCGCAUUGCCAAUGGCAUUGCAGCCCGACUGAGCAGCCACACCCCUGUGGCUCCCCCUGCCCCCACUGCUCCUGUUGUCCAUCCUCAGCCACGGCCUCCCCAGAGUUCACUAGCUCUACCUGGCCCAUCCUUUGCAGGCAAUUCUCCUCUGAUUGGCAGGAUCAGUUUUAUCAGAGAGAGGUCGUCACCCUGCAAUGGCAGGAAAAUCAGAGUGUUGCGGCAAAAGUCGGACCAUGGCGCCUACAGCCAAAGCCCAGCCAUAAAAAAGCAGUUGGACAGACACCUUCCUUCCCCACCCACACUGGAUAGUAUCAUCACAGAGUAUCUUAGAGAGCAGCAUGCCCGCUGCAAGAACCCAGUUGCCACCUGUCCACCUUUCUCUCUCUUUACUCCUCAUCAGUGUCCUGAGCCAAAACAGAGGCGGCAGGCACCAAUAAACUUUACCUCAAGGCUAAACCGCAGGGCAUCAUUUCCAAAGUAUGGAGGGGUGGAUGGCGGAUGCUUUGAUAGGCACCUUAUCUUUAGCAGGUUCCGUCCUAUUUCAGUAUUCCGGGAAGCCAAUGAGGAUGAGAGUGGGUUCACCUGCUGUGCAUUUUCAGCAAGGGAGCGAUUCCUGAUGCUUGGUACCUGCACGGGACAGCUGAAACUCUAUAAUGUGUUCAGUGGACAGGAGGAGGCCAGCUAUAACUGUCACAACUCAGCCAUCACACACCUUGAACCUUCCAGGGAUGGGUCCUUGCUGCUGACAUCUGCUACUUGGAGCCAGCCUCUGUCUGCACUUUGGGGAAUGAAAUCAGUAUUUGAUAUGAAGCAUUCCUUCACAGAAGAUCACUAUGUUGAGUUCAGUAAGCACUCUCAGGAUCGGGUCAUAGGCACAAAAGGAGACAUUGCCCAUAUUUAUGAUAUUCAGACUGGCAACAAGCUGUUGACUCUGUUUAACCCAGAUCUUGCCAACAACUACAAGAGGAACUGUGCCACCUUUAAUCCUACAGAUGAUCUUGUCUUAAAUGAUGGCGUCCUCUGGGAUGUCCGCUCUGCACAGGCCAUCCACAAGUUUGACAAGUUCAACAUGAACAUCAGUGGUGUUUUCCAUCCAAAUGGUCUGGAAGUCAUCAUUAAUACUGAGAUUUGGGACCUUCGUACUUUCCAUCUUUUACACACGGUCCCUGCUCUGGAUCAAUGCCGAGUAGUGUUCAACCACACGGGGACGGUGAUGUACGGAGCUAUGUUGCAGGCAGAUGAUGAAGAUGAUUUAAUGGAAGAGAGGAUGAAAAGCCCUUUUGGGUCAUCCUUCCGAACUUUUAAUGCAACUGACUAUAAACCUAUAGCCACCAUUGAUGUGAAACGAAACAUCUUUGACUUAUGCACAGACACCAAAGACUGCUAUCUUGCUGUCAUUGAGAACCAAGGCAGCAUGGAUGCCCUGGGGAACAUGGAUACGGUGUGUAGACUGUAUGAAGUGGGCAGGCAGCGUCUGGCGGAGGAUGAGGAUGAAGAGGAGGACCAGGAAGAGGAAGAGCAGGAGGAAGAAGAUGAUGAUGAAGAUGACGAUGACACUGAUGACCUAGAUGAGCUUGACACUGACCAGCUGCUGGAGGCAGAGUUGGAGGAGGAUGACAACAAUGAGAACGCAGGGGAGGAUGGGGACAAUGACUUCUCUCCCUCUGAUGAGGAAAUACAUUCUCCAUCAGGGUUGACCCAGUUAGCUAGCUUCCUCCUGGGGACAGUGCCAGCUUACCAGGCCCUGGCCCACCUUGUUUAUGUGUAG